CGCACUAGAGACGUCAUGACCGUGCAGGCCAAUCAGGUGGCGAGGGCGGGCGGGCCGCUUGUGUUUGAAUUUGGUCCCUGGGAGGCCAGAGAAGGAGGUGACGGCGUGCGGCCCGGGGAGAGCCAGCGGCGCCCCCCGCCUGCAGGUAAAAGAGAUUUCAGUUGCUUCGUCUGGAGAAUUUUUCUUGGCAGCAAAGAAGAAUUAAACCAAAGCAUCAUCAUGUCCACUGCUACCCAGGAAGAUAUUUGCAAUCAUGUGAGAGUGGUGGUCCGUGUCCGUCCACAGAAUCAAAAAGAAAAAGAUGGCAACUUUAAUAAAGUGCUUCAUGUUGUAGACAAGCAUAUGCUGGUCUUUGAUCCAAAAGAAGAGGAAUUUAGCUUCUUUCAUGGGAAGAAAGUAACAUAUAGGGAUAUUAAUAAGAGGAAAAACAAGGAUCUUAAUUUUGUGUUUGAUGCUGUUUUUGAUGAAAAUUCAUCUCAAUUAGAAGUUUUUGAACACACUACCAAAACUGUGCUUGAUGGCUUUUUAAAUGGAUACAAUUGUACAGUGCUUGCAUAUGGCGCAACAGGAGCAGGAAAGACCUACACGAUGCUGGGCUCACCUAAAGAACCAGGAGUGAUGUAUCUAACCAUGAUGGACCUUUACAAUUGUAUGGAUCAAAUAAAAGAAGAGAAACUGUGUACUGUUGCCGUUUCAUAUCUAGAGGUCUACAAUGAACAGAUCCGUGACCUGCUAGUAAAUUCAGGACCACUGGCUGUCCGUGAAGAUACCCAGAAAGGGGUGGUAGUUCAAGGAUUAACAUUACAUCAGCCUAAAUCUGCAGAGGAGAUCCUUCAGAUGUUGGAUUAUGGAAACAAGAAUAGAACACAGCACCCCACUGAUAUGAAUGCCUCAUCUUCUCGGUCCCAUGCUGUCUUUCAGAUUUAUUUAAGGCAGCAAGAUAAAACAGCAAGUAUCAGUCAAAAUGUUCGUAUUGCCAAAAUGUCCCUCAUUGACCUGGCAGGGUCUGAACGUGCCAGUGCCACAAAUUCCAAAGGAGCUCGUUUUAGAGAAGGGACCAACAUUAACCGUUCACUGCUAGCUCUUGGAAAUGUCAUUAAUGCCUUGGCGGAUCCAAAGAGCAAGAAACAACACAUUCCUUAUCGUAACAGCAAGCUUACUCGUUUAUUGAAAGAUUCUCUUGGAGGGAAUUGUCGAACUAUAAUGAUAGCUGCUGUUAGUCCUUCUUCUAUGUUCUAUGAUGACACUUACAACACUCUUAAGUAUGCAAACCGAGCAAAAGAUAUUAAAUCUUCUUUGAAAAGCAAUGUUGUUAGUUUGGACAGUCAUAUAAGUCAAUAUGUUAAGAUUUGCAAUGAACAAAAGAAAGAGAUCAUAAUGCUGAAAGAGAAACUGAGAGCAUAUGAAGAAGAAAAAGCAGCCAUUCCUGAAAAGCAUGGUACAAGUGUUCUUUCAAACCAGCAGCAAGUGAAAAUUCAAAGAUUUCGAGAAAUUCUAAAAAGUUUGUUUAUAAAACGGGAGGAAAUCAGAAAGGAAUACCUCAAGCUGGAAAUGCGGUUUAAAGAGAACAUUUUGAAAACAUAUUACCAGAAACAAUUCCAUGAACAAAUUGAGUUGAUGUGUUCUGAAGAGAGAGUAGAAAAGGCCACUUGUAAACGGGAUCAUAGGCUCGCAAUGCUUAAAACUCGUCGUUUGCAUGUGCAGAAGAAGAAAGAAGAGGAGAUGAAACACUUUGAGGAGAAUACUAAUUGGCUGCAUCGUGUGGAAAAUGAAAUGCGCCUCCUAGGACAAGAUGGCCAUAUUCCACAGGUGCUCCAUAAAGAUCUUCACUGCUACCAUUUAAAGCUAGAGGUCAAGGAUCUGAAAAUGCAGAUUGAGCACAUGAUGUCUCUAGUAUCACUUCAAGAGCAGCAACAUAAGCAAACAGAAAAAGUACUAAAUGCUUUGCUUCCAGUUCUGAGAAAACAGUACUUCAUCUUAAAAGAAGCAGGGCUGGCAAAUGCUGUCAUUGAGGCUAACUUCAAGGAGAUUGAACAGCUGAUUCAGAGACCAAAAACGGUAGUUUGGGCUGACCAACCUGUUGAAGAGGAACCAAAACAAAAUAAUCAACCAGAGAUGUCUGUUAUCCUGGCAUUUCCACAACUUGCAAGCAAUCCAAAUACACCUUGCCGUACUCCUUCAGGAGUGCCUUCAGAGGAAGUCAAGAAAAAUAUGCAACAUGUAAGCGAAUGUGCAGUCCCUCCACAAAAAAGAACAAGGCGGAAGCUCAUGAACUCUCCAGCAACAGCGCAAAGUCCUAAAGCUUCUGAACGGUCUAACCUUAGUUGCCUGGAGGAUUCCCUCAGCAAGGAGGUUCGUCCUAUUGUGUACACACCAGAAGUCUGCAGAAAAUCUAUGCCAAUCUUUUGUACACAGACUGUGGUAAAGCAACCAUUACAAGUGGCAAGUCUUCCCGAAGUUAACAAUUGUAAUGUAGACAUUCAUUUCCCUUUGAAAGAAGAGUGUGACAUGGACUUCACAUAUAACGUGAUACCACAGUGUGAACAGACAGACAUGAACUCAACAGUGACUCUGUAUGAAGGUACAAGUAACACAAAUGACCCUUCUGAUGACCUGUCUGAAAAGGAGUCACACCUGUGCAGCAACAGCAGUGUUUUACAAAGACUUGGUCUCCCAUCACUGCUGAAUAAAAAUCCUGGUCCAAUACAUGAGCAGCCAUCUUAUAUGGCAAUGACUUCGGCUGCUGAGAGAAAAAGGAAGUUGUUAAGUUCUGUGCCAAACAGUGGGUUAAGUAGCCUGCAAAAUCCUGUGUCUGCAAAGCGUAUUCGACAGGAUAUCUUGUUAAGUCAUAAACCUUUACGAGUGCCCAGAAAAGCAGGAAUUGGAACAAGAAGCCGGAAACAAGAACCAAAUAUGCAGAGAAACCUUGUUAGAAGUCUUUCUGAAGGAAAUGUAACAUUGGGUCUGAAAUCAAGGACAUCAACAAAUUUUUUAAUUCGUCUUUCUAAGAAAAAGUAAGAUUUAGAUGUGAUGCUCAUCAUUUCAGGCAGGACUGGAAGCAUUCAAGUAAAGGUUUGAUUUUUCCCUGCUGCAGUAUUUCUCGUCUGAGACUUAUCGGCCCAUGUCUGCCACUGUAAUGCACAAUUCUAGAAUGACCACUUACCUUUCCGAGGAGGAUUUCAUUGAAAUAUCUUUACAAUUUAAAUUUUACAAAACUUUUUAAUGGAUGCCCAUUAACAUAUACAGACUUUUACUGCUGUGUUUUAGCAAGAGAAUAGAAAUGAGUCAUUGGGCUUGGGGAUGGGGGAUGACGAUUGUGAUGUCUACUUAUUUCAUGAUGCUGUUUCCAUAACCCUUGCAAGCAUAAUAAUAAAUUAUUGCCUUGCAGUACUCAAACUCUUCAGGAACCAGUGAUGUCAGCUUUUUUAAGAAAUCCCUUUUUAACAUCACUUACAAAUUCUCAGUCUUUAUUAUGAUGCACCAAAUGUUUAAAUAAUUAGAACAUUGAGUUUAUUGCAUUUAUGCUUUUCACUGAAAUUUUCUACUAUUAAACUUUCAUUUUUCAUUUACAAAUAAAUGAAACAGCCCCUUAUAUUAAUACAUUCAUGUUUUAGGCAUUGGAAUGUCAAUUUGUUCUAAAAUAUUAAUGUGGUGAUGUAGGGUGAUAGCACCAACAGGGUACCAGGAGACAGGAAAAGAGUUUACUGGAAAUUUUUUUUUUAAAUGGUAGCCAUAAUAUUUUGAGCUCAGACUUUUAAUUUGACAAUUUUUAAUCUGUUGUUUAACCUAAUUGCUUGAAUAACAUAAAAACAGCUCUGUAUUUUGAUGUUUUAUAGUUUUCAAAACUAUAAUUUUAUUGUAAAUAGGUGAAUUAUGUUAAUUGUUCUGAAUAAAGUUUUUUUUAACUGUAAA
Molecule: messenger RNA, 3912 nt
Organism: Dermochelys coriacea (leatherback sea turtle)
Lineage: Eukaryota; Metazoa; Chordata; Testudines; Dermochelyidae
Gene: KIF18A
Product: kinesin family member 18A
Exons: 17
Coding region: 16-3018 (1000 amino acids)
Biological process (GO): microtubule-based movement
Molecular function (GO): ATP binding; microtubule motor activity; microtubule binding
Source: RefSeq, a predicted model, not a curated record